AUGGAUCAACACAUUUUAGAGGAAGAUAUUGUUAUAUCAGAGUUAUUUGUUGAUGAGGAUGAGGUGGAUUAUGAGCCAGACGAAGACACUUACAGUCAAAAACCAAACACUGCUCAAAAACUUUCUGGUGCUGUUGAGGAAAAAGAAACAAAGGAAGUAGAAAUUCCCAAUGGAAAUUCCAACCGACACCGUCCACGUAGCAAGACUGAAGGCAAUUAUUCGGACACUCAAUGUACAUCAAAUGGUAAAUCCAAUGGUAAUGAAAAAUCUGACAUUAAUGACAAUGACUCUAUUAAAGAUGUCAAACAUAGUGGCGUAACCCACCAGGAUACACGGAAAAUAAGCAUCAAAUCAUCCGCCUAUACUAUGAUGAGACCUUCAACAUCCAUUGGCAGACCAAAGAAAAUUAAUUGGAGUAAUCGUGAAUUUCACCAUAGAAGGUUGACGUCUACCUCUUCCAACGGCCAUAGUCGCCGCAUGGAAACUGGGGGUAGUAAGAGUGACAAAAAAAUCAAAGGACAUUCGCAUCGGGAUGACACGCCACGCGAACGAAAUUUUGACACUUCUACCCAUACUUCUGAUUAUCAUCACACUCCAAAACCAAUAACUGAUAAUUACGAUAAAGAACCUCGUUCAAAACGUCAGAGCGAUACCUCGUAUUGUACAGGUGAAUCACGAAAUGACGAUGAAAAACUCUUCAGAUAUAACUCGCUACUUUAUUAUGAAGAGUCACAAUCACGAAAACGUCCAGAAAUCGCAAAUCGACGAUUCUGCUUAAUGGAGUCUGAUGUAGGUACUAUAAAACAUGCAUCGUGGACAGACAUUAGCGGAUCUUCUCUUGGUGGAAAUUUUAGUGUCAGAUGGCUAAAAAUCGGUAAUUUGUCAUUUGAGCGAACCCACAACAUUCGCAAUCCCUGGAAUGAUAAUAAACCUGUAAAAAUUAGUCGUGAUGGACAGGAGCUUCCUGAAAGUAUUGGUGAUGAAUUAUGUAGCCUUUUUGAUUAUACAUCAGCCAAAAUGGAUCCCGUCUUAGAUGUAAAUGUUGACAAAAACAAAUCAUAUAAGGAAUCUCCAAGACGUUUGGAGCCCGGAAGUGGCGGUAUAGAUAGAUAUAGACCAUAUAGUACCCCUAGUACGUCACGUACAGACAGACUACGUGACCGUAGUCAACUUGAUUCAUUAGAAUUUAACAGAAUGAGACUGAACCGAAAUAUGCACCUCGGAGAGCAUGAUCGUUUUAUGUCUCACUCAGGUCAUUUUGAUUCACCGUACGAACCUGUUCCACCCUUCUAUCGACCAUCUGAUGCUUGGCAGCGCCCAUUAGGAUCUCAAUCUUCUUACGCCCAUAGGAAUCAUACAAAUUAUUACGGCAGAUCGUCAGGUUUUGAUAGAGAAUUUCGCUGA
Molecule: messenger RNA, 1404 nt
Organism: Cetraspora pellucida
Lineage: Eukaryota; Fungi; Glomeromycota; Glomeromycetes; Diversisporales; Gigasporaceae
Source: the annotation of a GenBank genome assembly